Drechmeria coniospora is the source of this 4980-nucleotide messenger RNA. RefSeq names its product DNA topoisomerase 2. The transcript is spliced from 4 exons. The coding region runs from base 1 to 4980 and encodes 1659 amino acids. Gene Ontology annotation, biological process: resolution of meiotic recombination intermediates; sister chromatid segregation; DNA topological change. Gene Ontology annotation, molecular function: ATP binding; DNA binding; DNA topoisomerase type II (double strand cut, ATP-hydrolyzing) activity. Gene Ontology annotation, cellular component: nucleus. The record is from RefSeq and is a predicted model, not a curated record. Lineage: Eukaryota; Fungi; Ascomycota; Sordariomycetes; Hypocreales; Ophiocordycipitaceae.
AUGGACUCCGACAUCAUGGACGAUUCUGUAUUCAGUUUGGACGACGAGUCCGAUGGCUUUGUCCCAGAGACGAAGAAGAAACUGGCGGUAAAGAAGAUGACACAGACAAAACCCAAACCCAAGGCGGCGCCCAAGAAGCGCCCGAAGCUUGACAGCGAUGAUGACGAAGACGGCAUGGGGGACUCUUCCGGCUUCUCCCACACCCCGCCCAGCGCGAAGAAGCAGAAGAAGGCGCCGGCGCCCAAGAAGUCGAGCGGCGAGCCUCUGGCCGAGGUGGAAAACGACAGCAUGGUCGUCGACGCGCCCGCCAAGCCCAAGUCGAACAAGACGGCGACCGAGACGUACCAGAAGCUCACCCAGCUCGAGCACAUCAUCAAACGUCCCGACACCUACAUCGGAUCCGUCGAGAAGACGGAGCAGCAGAUGUGGGUUUUCAACAAGGAGACGACCCAGAUGGAGUACCGCACCAUCUCCUACGUUCCAGGUUUCUACAAGAUCUUCGACGAGAUCCUGGUCAACGCUGCCGAUAACAAGCAGAGGGACGGCUCCAUGAACGCGAUGAAGGUCACCAUCAACCGCGAGACGGGAGAGAUCAGCGUCGAGAACAACGGCAAGGGAAUCCCGGUCGUCAUCCACGAAAAGGAAAAGAUUUACAUUCCCGAGCUCAUCUUCGGCCACCUGCUAGCCGGUUCCAACUUUGACGACAACGAACAGAAGACGGUGGGCGGUCGCAACGGUUACGGAGCCAAGCUCUGCAACGUUUUCAGCACAGAGUUCACCCUCGAGUGCCAGGACAGCACCAACGGCAAGAGAUACAAGCAGACGUGGACCAACAACAUGCAGAAGAUGCUCAAGGCUAAGAUCACUUCGAGCAAGUCUGCCGACUUUGUUCGCGUCACCUUCAAGCCCGACUACGACCGCUUCGGCAUGUCCGAAGGCAUCACCGACGACCUCGAGGCUCUGCUCCACCGAAGGGUCUACGACAUGGCCGGCACCGUCCGAGGCGUCAAGGUCCACCUCAACGGAAACCUGAUCAAGCUCAAGGACUUCAAGUCGUACUGCGACCUCUUUGCCAAGUCCAUUGCCUCGGAGAGGAGCAUGGAGGAGGGCGGCAGCCCGACCUGCACCGUCGAGAUCGACAAGGACAAGGGCCACCCACGCUGGGAGGUGGCCUUUACCGUCUCCGACGGCUCUUUCCAGCAGGUCUCGUUUGUCAACUCGAUCGCGACUACGUCGGGCGGCACGCACGUCAACUACAUUGCCGACCAGGUCACGAGCUCGCUUCUCAAGACCCUCAACAAGAAGCAAAAGGGCCACACACUGAAGCAGAAUCACCUGCGCAAUCACAUCUUCAUCUUCGUCAACUGCCUCGUCAACAACCCCGCCUUCACCUCCCAGACGAAGGAGCAGCUCACGACCAAGGCGAGCCAGUUCGGCAGCAAGUGCGUCCUCGGCGAGGACUUCCUCAAGAAAAUCGCCAAGUCGGAUGCCAUCAAGAACAUCAUGGAGUUUGCCCAGAAAAAGGCCGACAAGAUGAUGUCCAAGAGCGACGGUAGCAAGCGCUCGAGAGUCAGCAACGCGAAGCUCGUCGAGGCCAACUUGGCAGGCACCAGGCGUGGCCAUGAGUGCACCCUCAUUCUCACCGAAGGUGACUCGGCCAAGGGCCUGGCCGUGACCGGACGAGCCAUCCUCGACCCGGACCGCAUCGGCGUCUUCCCGCUCCGAGGCAAGAUGCUAAACGUGCGCGAUGCGUCGAUCGACCAGAUCACCAAGAACCAGGAGAUUCAGAACAUCAAGCAGUUCCUCGGCCUCAAGCACAAACAGGUCUACACCGACACCAAGAGCCUUCGCUACGGCCACCUGAUGAUCAUGGCCGAUCAGGAUCACGACGGUAGCCACAUCAAGGGCCUCCUCAUCAACUUCCUACAGAUCCAGUUUCCCUCCCUGCUCCAGAUCCCCGAGUUCUUUCGCGAGUUCAUCACGCCCAUCGUCAAGAUCUGGCAAGGUCCCAACCCCAAGAAGCCGACCAAGCUGAAGACCUUCUUCACCCAACCGCAGUACGAGGAGUGGAAGGUUGCCCACCAGUCCGAAAUCACCCGAUGGCAGAGCAAGUACUACAAGGGACUGGGCACCAGCAGCCCCGAAGAUGCCCAGGUCUACUUCACAAACCUCGACGAGCACCUGAAGGAGUUCAAGGUCAUGAAGCCCGAUGAGGCCGACCUCUUCGACUUGGCCUUUUCCAAGAAGAAGGCGGACGCGAGAAAGGAGUGGCUGGGCAACUUCAAGCCAGGAACCUUCCUCGACCACUCGACCAAAGACAUCACCUACGGCGAUUUCGUGAACAAGGAACUCAUCCUCUUCAGCAUGGCCGACAACAUGCGAUCCAUCCCCUCCGUUCUCGACGGCCUGAAGCCUGGUCAGCGCAAGGUGAUGCACGCCUGCUUCAAGCGAAACCUCGUCAAGGACAAGAAGGUCGUCGAACUCGCAGGUUACGUCUCGGAGCAGACGGCCUACCACCACGGCGAGGUGUCGCUCCAGCAGACCAUCAUCGGCUUGGCCCAGAAUUUCGUCGGAUCCAACAACAUCAACUGUCUCGAGCCGAGCGGCAACUUUGGUUCCCGACUGGCCGGAGGUUCCGACGCCGCGAGCCCGCGUUACACAUUUACCCGUCUCUCGCCCUUUGCGCGGAAGAUCUUCUCCGCCCUCGACGAGCCGAACCUCAAGCCUCAGUACGACGAUGGGAAGCCGAUCGAACCGACGGUGUACUCGCCCAUCAUCCCCAUGGUGCUCGUCAACGGCGCCGACGGCAUCGGCACAGGCUGGAGCACCACCAUCCCCAACUACCAUCCGAUUGAUAUUGUCAAGAAUCUGAAGCGACGGAUGGGCCGCCUCGACGCCGACGACGCCGAGGAGAAGCCGUUCGAGACGAUGCUGCCGUGGUUCCGAGGUUGGAAGGGCACGCCGGAGCUCGCCGGACCGGAGCGUUACAAGUUCAACGGCGUCGCCUACCAGAACGACCUGAACCCCAACGAGGUCAUCAUUACGGAGCUGCCGAUCCGAGUGUGGACGGACGACUUCAAGGCGCGGCUGGAAAAGGUGAUUAGCGGCGUCGAUGGCCCCAGCUGGAUCAAGGACUACAAGGAGUUCAACGACCACAAGACGGUACACUUCGAGAUUAUGAUCGACGAGAAGCACAUGCCCAAAGUCUUGGAGGAGGGCUUGCUGGAGCGGUUCAAGCUUCAGAAGCAGGUUGCGACGUCGAACUUGGUGGCGUUCGAUUCCAACGGCCAGAUUCGCAAGUACGAAAAGGUCGAAGACAUUCUCGAGGAAUACUACCAGCAUCGCUUCGCCAUGUACGCGGAACGCAAGAAACACUGGCUCGGAGUCUAUCACGCCGACUACCGCAAGCUCAAGAACCAAGCGCGGUUCAUUCGAGAGAUUAUCGACGGCGACUUGAUCGUAGGGAAGAAGAAGAAGAGCGUACUCAUCGACGAGCUCCGCCAGCGCAAGUAUGAGGCCUUCCCUCGUGGAGGGGCGAAGAAGAAGAGCAAGGAGGAAGACGAGGAUGGGUCGGACAAUGAAGACGGUGCCGACGACGACAGCGGAUCAAAGGACUACGAUUACCUCCUUUCGAUGCCCAUCUGGUCUCUAACGGCGGAGCGUCUCAACAAGCUCAACGAGGCGAUCGCCAAGAAGAAGGCGGAGCACGACGAACUCUUGGCCAAGAGCGAGAAGGACCUGUGGUGCGUUGAUCUUGACGAGUUCGUGGUGGAGUGGGAGAACCAGCUCGCGAUCGACGCCGAGAUCCAGACGAGCAUCCGCCGUAUGGGGCGACGCGUGUCCAAGAAAAUUGGUGCAGGCGGCAGCAAAGUGCGCAAGGCCAAGGCCGACGACGACUACGAACCAGAGAAGAAGGGCAAGGGCAAGGCGAAGGCGCCGACCAAGGCGCCGACCAAGGUGGAGACGAAGAGCUCACAGAGGUUUGCGGAGAUGUUUAGCGGCGCCCCGAAGGCGAAGCAGGAGCCCAAGGACGAGGCGGCGGCGGGUCUGUCGGACGCCUUUUCUGACGACGACUUUGCCGCUCUCAGCAGAAACAAGCCGGCGGCGGCGAAGAGCUCGCAGUCUCGGUCCGUGUCACGGCCCAAGGACGAAUCCGAGGAGCCGGAGGCGGUCGGACGCACCAAGCGAGUGGCGGCGUCCAAGGCCAGGACGCUCUUCGAGGUGUCCUCGGACAGCGAUGGCAUGGAGGACGACGACGACGAGAUGCUCGGUGACAUUGGCGCCAUGGUGAAGGGCAUCGGCAAAACCGAGGAAAAGUCCGGCGGCCGACUGAGCCUGUACGCGAUGAACCGUCCGGAGAGCAGCGGCACAUCGAGCGGGCUGCCGAAGAUGAAGACGAAGGCGUCGAAGUCGACGUUUGACGUUGACAGCAUCGACGACACCAACUACGAGAUGCUGGCCAAGUCGUCGCCCCAUAAGACGGCGACAAAGGAUAACGAUGAUGACGACGUGGUCGAUGACUUCCUCUCCGACGAGGACCUCGUGGUGCCCCCGAAGGCACCAUCGUUCAAGGCAGCGGCUGUGCCGGCCAAGGCAUCGACCUCGACGGCCUCGAACUCGGAUACCGGCCUGGCGGUGGUGAAGAAGGCGCGCGGCCGUCCAGCGGGCGCGAAGAACAAGCCCAAGGCCGAGCCCAAGGCGAAGGCGAAGGCGGCGCCCAAGGCGACGACGCUCUCCCCCGCGGCCAAAGCGUAUGCAGCCAAGAAGGCGGUGAAAAAGAGCGUCCUCGAUUGGGACGACUCCGACGACGAGAUGGCAGCGGAUCCCCCAUCACCGGUGGCGGCCAAGCCGACGGCACGAGCGAGGCCAGGACGGGCCGCGGCUGUGAAACGGCGGGUGGUGAUUGACGAGGAAGACUCCGUCGUGCAGGAAGAUGACAGCGACGACGAUCCGUUCGAGGUCGACGAUGACGACGACUAG